AUGGAGUUCAUCGAGUUCCUCAUCGACGGGUUGAAGGAGGAUUGCAACCACGUCAAGGGCAAGAAACCGUACGUCGAGAGGCAGGACGCCAAUGGGCGGCCUGACGUCGUCGUGGCCAUGGAGGCGAGCAACGGCUUCUUGUUGCGGAAUGACAGCGAGGUAGAUGACCUAUUUGUUGGUUUCCUGAAGACUGUCACCACGUGCCCGGAGCGCAGCUGCCGCCACGAAUCGGUGGUGUUCGAGCCCUUCCUGUCGGUGAAGGUCCCCCUCGCGAGCCCGAGCGACCCUGGGGAGGUAAUUUUCUAUGUGACAGUGGUGCCGCUUGCAUCGCGGGGUGCGCCGUUGGGCAGGCAGCAGGUGACCAUAGCAAAGCUCUCGAGCGUUGGAAACCUCGUGGAGGAAGCCGCCAAGGAUGCCCACCUGCGGCCCCUGCAUUGCGCCUUGCUGAAGCUCUGUUCAGGGCGAGACAAGCUGGACGACACCUACAGGACGCUUGUGAAGCCCGAUUAUAGCGAGAGAGUGGACGAGGUGCUGAAGCCCGCGGACGUGCUCUUCUUGUACGAGCUCGAGGACCCCAGCGCCCUCAGGCUGCUGGAGAAGCGGCGGUGGGGCUCUGAGAACCUGCCACGCAGGGACGACAUAGUGGUUGUCACGACCGACUUCUAUUCCAACAGCAACAGUAAGACCAAGCUGCUCCUCCGAGAGGGCACGGUGGGUCAGGUCCGCCGGAUAGACCACGACGGCGACGCACAGAUCAAGUUCGACGGCAUUGAAGUCAGGCAGUGGGUUCUGCAGAGCAAUUUCGACAAGCUGUGGGUCGACUUGAGCAUUGAUUGGGACGAGCGGAGGCGCACGGCUGCGAACGAGGAGUUGACUCUGGCGGAGCUGAUCGAUCCUGACGACUCGGUCCUGUCAACUCCCCCAGACACGUUGGAGGAGGCGCUGACCCAGUGGAGGGAGAGCAUGCUGCCGAUAGACGACGUUCCUUGUUGGGUGGUCGUGCACUUCAGGCGGCGGGUCGCGAGGACAAUGAACAACGAGCUGUAUGGGGUGCCGGCGCUGGUCCGCGUGUCCCGAAACUGCACCGUUGAGGCACUGACCAGGGCGGUGCGUGACGAGCUUACGCAGCGGUACGGGUCCAGCGUAGGGAAGCAUUGGAGGCUCUUGCAGGCGACCUGCGUGUGGGAUGUGACCAGCACUCACGCGCUGAUCUGGAACGAGGCCCAGCAGCAGGGCACCGAGCGGCUACUUUGUCCUCCCGAGUAUUUUGCCGUCGAGUGGGCCGUGGAAGGGGAUCAGAUAGAGCCUCCAGAGGUCACCAGCUGCAGUCUGCUAGCGGAGCCAGCUGAAGACGCGGCACCUGAUCUGACCCUGAACAGGUGUCUUCGGUGGAUCACCGAGACGGAGCAGCUGUCCGAGUCGGAAGCGAAGUAUCCAGAUGUCCUGCAGCUGAAGCGCUUCGAGUACACCGGCCUGGGCGGCGGCCGCAAGGACACGACGCCAGUGUGCUUCCCCCUGGAGGGCCUCGACCUCCGAGAGUUCGGCUCGUCCGGCAUGCCGUCGUUCCCAAGGCCGUGCCUGCGCGCGGGCCGGCGCGUGCGGAUCGCGGGCCUCCAGGCCGCCGCGAGCCAGGCGCUCAACGGGCGGCUGGGCACGGUGAUGUACCUCGACGGCGCCAGGGCCCGGUUCGCGGUGCGCCUGAACGAGGACGACCCUUCUGACCUGUGGAAGAAGAUCAAGGCAGACAACCUUGUCGCCGUCGAUGACGAUGCGUCCGGUGGGGACGCCUCGGCCCCGCCAGCCAGCGCCCUGGCCCUUUACGACCUCGUCUCGGUGUCCAAGCACGUCGGCUGUCAGUCCUUCGGCCACUACGUUGCUUACGCGCGCUCCAGCGAGGACGGCCUCUGGCGGCUGUUCGACGACGAGGACGUCACCGAAGUGGCGGACGAAGAGGUGGCGGCCCAGCAGAAGGGGGCCUACGUGCUGUUCUACCUCAGGCGCGACAUGCGCCCAGCGUGCUGGGGUGAUCCCGCGGCGCCCGCGGUGGGGCCGUCGUAA
Prorocentrum cordatum is the source of this 2058-nucleotide messenger RNA. NCBI's taxonomy places the organism in Eukaryota, Dinophyceae, Prorocentrales, Prorocentraceae. The record is from the annotation of a GenBank genome assembly.